Parascedosporium putredinis is the source of this 1098-nucleotide messenger RNA. The record is from the annotation of a GenBank genome assembly. Lineage: Eukaryota; Fungi; Ascomycota; Sordariomycetes; Microascales; Microascaceae.
AUGAUAUCUACUCUCAAGAACGUCGUCGUCGUUGGCGGGUCCUACGUUGGCCUGGCUGCUGUCAAGGAGCUCGUCAACAUCCUCCCCGCGACGCAUAGGGUCCUUUUGGUCGAACCCCACUCCCACUUCCACCAUCUCUUUGCCUUUCCCCGAUUCUCCGUUAUCCCCAGCCACGAACACAAAGCCUUCAUUCCCUACACAGCGGCCUUCUCCACCGCAUCCGACCCAUCACGCCAUUCCGUCGUCCGCGCCAAGGUCCUCUCCCUGUUCCCCGACCGCAUCGUCCUCGACCGCGACUGGCAGGGGACCAAGGAAGUCCCCUACGACUAUGUCGUCAUCACGACAGGCACGCGGCUACCGGCGCCCGGGACCAUGGAGCACGAGGAUAAGGCGUCGUCGGUAGAUUAUCUCCGGUCGUACCAGCAAAGAUUCAAGGCGCGCACAAGAUUGUCAUCGUCGGCGGCGGUGCUGUGGGCGUCAAAUGGCGACGGACUUGAAGGAGAUUUAUCCCGACAAGGAUCUUGGGGUCAAGGCUAUCACCGGUGUCAGGGCAGUGGUGCCGGAAGGCGGCUACCCGACACAGCCCUUCGAGCUAGAGCUCAAGGACGGCCGCACAGUAGCAGCGGACCUCGUCAUCCCCGCCACGGGCCAGAUUCCCAACAACGAUUUCGUCAAGACGUUGAAGCCGACGACGGGAUCCCCCUCAUCAACCCGGCAAACGGAUUCCUCGCUGUCAAGCCGACGCUGCAGCUGCAGGAUCCGGCCUAUCCGCACAUCUUUGCCGCGGGAGACAUCGCCGAUACGAAGGCCCACAAGGCCGCGAGACCCGGCAUGGCACAGGUCGAGGUGGUGGCCAAGAACAUCGCUGCCAUGAUUGAAGGCCGUGAACCUACGGAUACGUUGGUGGUGAACCCGCCCGCGAUUCACCUCACUCUUGGGGUUACCAAGAAUAUGAUCUUUAGAAAUCCAGACACCGCUAACGGAGCAACCGAGCCGUUUGUCAACAUGAAGGAGGAUGGGGCACUGGACAUGAACAUUGAAGGCGUCUGGGCGCGCCGCGGAGUCAAGGCCACCAAGGCUGAUGAUUUCCACCUGUAA